AUGUCUGACUCCGAGGACAUGACGGAGUUCGCCAGCAUCGUGGAGCGCAUCGAGCGGGGCGAGGUUCCGAUCAAGAACAUCGAGAGGGAGCUGAUAUGCCCGAUCUGCAAGGAGCUCUUCACCCACCCGCUGAUCCUGCCCUGCCAGCACAGCGUCUGCCACAAGUGUGUCAGGGAGCUGCUCAUGAUGAACCACGAGGACUCCUUCGACGCCGGCUCCGAGUGCUCCCUGCCGGGCAGCCCCAGGUCCAGGGUGCCAUCCCCCUCCAUGGAGAGGCUGGACAGGCUCGUGAGAUCAGGUUCCAUCUCGUCCCCGGGGUGGCGCCGAGGCUCUGUGACUCCCCGGGUCACCACCAUCCCGUGCCCGGGCUGCCACCACGACAUCGACCUCGGCGAGCGCGGCAUCAGCAUGUUGUUCCGUAACUUCACCCUGGAGAGCAUCGUGGAGCGCUACCGGCAGGCGGCCCGCGCCGCCGUCGCCAUCAUGUGUAACAUCUGCAAACCUCCGCAGCAGCAGGAGGCCACGAAGAGCUGCAUGGACUGCAAGGCCAGCUACUGCAACGAGUGCUUCAAGCUGCACCACCCCUGGGGCACGCCCAAAGCCCAGCACGAGUACGUCGGUCCCACCACGAAUUUUAGGCCCAAGGUGCUCAUGUGUCCCGAGCACGAGAUGGAGAAAGUGAACAUGUACUGCGAGGUGUGCAGACGGCCGGUGUGUCACUUGUGCAAGCUGGGAGGAUCCCACGCCAACCACAAAGUCACCUCCAUGAGCAGUGCCUACAAGAUCCUCAAGGAGAAACUGGCCAAGAGUAUCCAUUACCUCAUCAGCAAAGAGGACCAGGUCAGGACUCAGAUUACUGAGCUGGAGGUGCUCAUCAAUCAGACCGAGGAAAACGGCCAGCUAGCAGAGCGUCGAGCCAACGAGCACUUUGAGCGUCUGUUUGAGACUCUGCAAGAGAGAAAAUCGGAGAUGCUGAGGUCCAUCGAACAGUCUCGUAACCGUCGCCUGGACCAACUCAAAGGCCAGGUGGAGGAGUACCAGGGCAUGCUGGAGAACAGUGGACUGGUGGGCUACGCUCAGGAGGUGCUGAAAGAGACCGAUCAGUCCUGCUUUGUACAGACCGCCAAGCAGCUGCAUGUCAGGAUCCAGAAAGCCACAGAGUCUCUGAGGACCUUCCACCCUGCAGCUGACCCCUGCUUUGAUGAGUUUGUGCUGGACACAUCCAGGGAGGAAACUCUGCUCAAAGAGAUGUGCUUUGGUGGAGUUCCAGACCCUCCUCUGAUCGACUUGUCCAGUAGCCGGGUCUAUAACGAGGCCUCAAUCUGCUGGAGGCUGUCAGAUGACCACCUACCCACAGAUCACCACGUGCUUGAAUACCGCAGACUUGGGGGCCCGAACCAGUCCCCUUCCCAGGAGGACGGUGAGGACAAUGGGGUCUGGAGGGCUACAGACAGGGUGUAUGGACCCAGCACUGUGGUGAGUGACCUGGAGCCUGACAGCCGGUACGCCUUCAGAGUCCGAAGCUGCAGGAACUCCAUGUUCAGCCCCUACAGCCCCGAGGUCAACUUCCACACACCACCUGCACCUGCUUUCGGUUUCCUGUUCAGCGAUAAGUGUGGAUUCAGCACAGAGCGGCUCAUUCUAAACAAGCGACGGGACACGGUGGAGAGCGUGGCAGGCAUGGCCUUCCUCCUCGCCGCUGAACGCAUACAGACAGGCAGCUACAUCGGACUAGAUUACAUCAUUGGGGACACGGGCAUCUCUCAGGGAAGACACUAUUGGGCCUUCAAGGUGGAACCGUACUCCUACAUGGUUAAAGUUGGAGUGGCCUCCGACACAAAGCUGGUUGAGUGGUUUCACAAUCCCAGAGAUACCAGCAGCCCAAGGUACGACCACGACAGCGGCCAUGACAGCGGCAGCGAGGACGCGUGCUACGAGCUCUCCCAGCCCUUCACCCUUCUCACCCUUGGCAUGGGGAAACUUUUCAUCCCCAAGGCUUCUUCAUCGUCCUCCGUUUCCACAGCAAACGCAGCAUCCGGUGACCCCGGCAGCCGCAUGCUUCCCAUGCCGCAACGACUGGGUGUAUGCCUAGAUUACGACGCAUGCCGGGUGUAUUUCUACGACGCCGACACCAUGAGGUGCCUUUACGAGAGGCAGGUGGAUUGUUCGGGAACUAUGUAUCCGGCUUUCGGCCUCAUGGGCAGCGGCAAGGUUCAGCUGGAAGAGUUCAUCACCACCAAGAGACUAACCUUCUGAGGAGGGAGGCAGUAUGUGGGACCAUUAGGACCCCGAUCGAUUUAAUCUUUGGCAUGUUCUGGGAAGAGCAGUUUUUAUUGACAGGGUGAUGGAGUACAAUCCAAACCAAUUUCUUUUGAGGGGCAGAUGAGGCAGAUGUGAUCAGAGCCUUUGGUUCUAAAUGUGAAAAUGGGAUCUCUGCCAGAGACUGGCCUAUUUAGAGCUGGCAUGUAUAAUGUAUGGCGCUGAGUAUCAGCGUCCACAUACAGAGGUCUCCAGAUAUAAAAGGUCUUCUCUACAUACCAAAGUCUCUGUAUCUGUUAAUUGUAUUUGACCUGGUUUUAAUUGCCAGCUAUGAUCAGCUGAUGAUGUAGAUUUGACUGCACACGUAGUCUGCAGUCACUUUAAAGUUUGUUUUAACAUGAAACGCCUUUGAGCUUACACUUACACUUCCUCCUUUGCCAGGUUUGUUUCUAGAUUAUUUUAUGUACGUUAAUUAUGGGAUGAUCUUUGAUCUUCAUUGGGCUGUUUUCUGUAACUAUUUGUCUAAACGUAGCAGCAUAGGUGUAGAUGUAAUCUUGGUGGACCUGGGAGAGCCUUGUAGCUACUUUGAAGCUAGCGCCUUUGUGCCUUUUUUGUUUUUUUGUUUGUUAGGAAAUGGGUCACUUAGUUUGCUCUAGCCAGCAGAUGUUGGUGUCAUUGCACAAACAUAAUGGAAAUACUUAUCAGCAUAAAUACUGUAUGUUAGAUCUACUGUAGGCAUAGAGUGAUCACAGACACUGGUGUCAAAGUUAAUGGUAUUCAUUACGACUUGUUAUUUACCUAUUUACUCUUGACGUUAUCACAAAAAAAAAAAACACUACUUUUCCUACUUGUCGCAGUUUCGUUGAGCUGUUUUUGCACAAUAUGAGUGAAUCGUCGCACAUGAUAAUCUUUACAAUCGUCACGUUUUGAUCACUACCUAGUUAGCUUCUUCACUUUAAAUGUCGUCGACACGCGUCCGUCGCCACACACUCGCAAAAGCGUCCAUCUUCACUAACAAAUGUGAAUCCUGGAGUAGUUACUUGGGUUUACAAGCCUCUCACUGUUUCUGCUCUUACAUGUGUUGCACAGCACACAGUGACUCUCAACAUCAUUGAAGCAUCCAGGUACCAGAACACCGUGUACUUGUAGCCAACAUCCGUUUGACAGCUGCAAAGUCACUAAUAGCCAAAGCUUUUUUUUUGGUUCCGGUGCUGACAUAAGUGCAACCCACAGCUUUGUGGUCUCACAGCCUUGAAAACAGUUUAAAAAAAACAAAAACAAACAAAACUCACAGUUAUUCAGGUUCUCACAAAAAGUGCUAUCACAAAACACACCUUUCAGUACUGAUGCUCUCAAAACCACCGUUUACUUGCAGUGCAGACACAUUAACUGUAGCUUAUUAGCAUGUUACGGUUUGAGUUUGGCUGUCAGACAGACGCCUAAGUGGUUGAUUGGCUUUGGUUGAAUCAGCUCACAUGUUAACGUCUUAAAGAGCACACUAGACAGACUGUUCGCUGGGAAACCACGCUUGUUUUCUUUUUGUACAGAGACAUACUGUAUAUGUGCCUGCACAUGGGUUUGUUCAUACAUUUAUAUAUAUUUUGCUUUCUGAAGGGUUAGGGUAAUCGGUGUGUGUGCGUUUUCUCAGGUUUCUGGCCCUGACCGGGGGCCCAAUGCUACCUACUACCUCUAUCCACCAGGCCUGGAAAACCUUAACUACUGUACCUUUCCUUACAGAAACGAGUUCGGUUUGAUUUACAGCUUUCUUUGUAACAGUCGGUUCAGUAUCUCCGCCUUCUCUCUGUCCGAUUUAAUAAGCUGAUCUUUCAAAAUGUUUGAUUUUCAAAUUCCAUGUACAUAUUAAUCCAGAGUGUAUUAUUUUCAGUGAAAUAAAGUAAAUCAUAAAUGUCCAUGUGGUUAGUUGCUGUUCGCUUGUGGAUCACUAUAGAUGGAAAUUACUGUAAGCAGAUGUUACUGUUCAGCUGCCUUUGUCGAGGGAGUGUUUGGGUUUUUGUUUUUUUUUCUAAUGGAACAAUCUUUUUUUCCCUUUUUGUGGUGUUGGUUUUAAUGUUUUAGAUAUCAAGUAUCGAAUUCAUAGUUUUGGGUUAAACACAUUUAAUAAAUUUGCUUAUUCAUUUAUCUGGACAGGAAAUGUUCAGAUGAAAUAUUCGACUACUGUGACCGUGUACAUAUUUCGUGUCGCAGGUGUUCAUGUUAAUUUUCACUCCAAUCCUCAAACGGCUGAACCCUGAUCCCUGUAUGUUAAAAUUGAGUUUUUCAACAUCCUAAAAAAUACAUCUAUGCAUUUAAAAAAAUAAAAAAGUCAGGGCAGGUUCAGUUUUAAUUCCUGUAACAGAAUGUAUUCAUAAUUGCAGAGCAAAUUGCUGAAUGUUCCUUUAUGUUUUUAAAGUGUUUUUUUUUUUUUUUGUUCCUAUUGAUUUGUUCCACUUGAGGUCACAGCACACUUGUAUGUAGUUACAGAAAUCUGAUCAAAGGCUUGUAAUCUUAACCACAGCUGAUACUAAAUUAAAUGCAUCCUGUAGCCUGCUUUUCAGUAAUUAAUUCCGAACCAAAUACGUUGCAGGCUGGCUCUCAAUCUAAUUCCAAGCUAGCACUUUAAAAAAAAAAAAAAAAUCUGUAGCAUGUCAGCAGCUGUUUGGCUCUGCAGGUGUGUAUAAUACGCGUGUGUGCAAUAUUACUGAAUGGGCUGUAGAACCGAAGAGUAUAUUUUAGACACAUAAGCCUAUAAAGACGAUUUGCACUGUUAACCGUUUAUAGGUUAUUUUGUGGUUUAAAAUGGGCUUUUCCUUCCUUGAUACCAAGUGAAUUUAAACACUACUUGUAAAUGUUUUUUCCCUAUCGGUAACUCUUUGAUUUUUUUUUUUUCUUCCUGAAAUUAGCGACAGUGCAUUUGUCCCCUUGUGUUUCCUUCAGAGGAUUGGAUGUGGUGUGUAAGUGGUGGAUUUCUGUAUGUGUACUAUGUAAAGAUGUGGAAAUAUUGUUCUUUGCUCUGAUUCCUGGAAAGGCUACACUUUUUAAUUUGCUGUGUGGGGAUUUCUUCCAAUAAACCUAGUGUGUUUUUAAAUCGA
Molecule: messenger RNA, 5348 nt
Organism: Stegastes partitus (bicolor damselfish)
Lineage: Eukaryota; Metazoa; Chordata; Actinopteri; Pomacentridae
Gene: trim36
Product: tripartite motif containing 36
Exons: 13
Coding region: 1-2256 (751 amino acids)
Biological process (GO): spindle organization; acrosome reaction
Cellular component (GO): acrosomal vesicle
Molecular function (GO): ubiquitin-protein transferase activity; zinc ion binding; protein binding
Source: RefSeq, a predicted model, not a curated record